This is a messenger RNA of Papaver somniferum (opium poppy), 1914 nucleotides long. RefSeq names its product probable mediator of RNA polymerase II transcription subunit 37e. The coding region runs from base 1 to 1914 and encodes 637 amino acids. Gene Ontology annotation, cellular component: cytoplasm. Lineage: Eukaryota; Viridiplantae; Streptophyta; Magnoliopsida; Ranunculales; Papaveraceae. The transcript has 5 exons. Gene Ontology annotation, biological process: cellular response to unfolded protein; protein refolding. Gene Ontology annotation, molecular function: ATP hydrolysis activity; heat shock protein binding; ATP binding. The record is from RefSeq and is a predicted model, not a curated record.
AUGAUUCUCGAAGAUGUCCUAAAUUAUCCGAAAGAAAAUGAAGUUACACAGUUGUUGACUGAUGAAAAAAUAAUCGAGAGCAUUACGGGAACUGAUAAAGAUGUGGAGGAAGAUGAUGAAAUAUGGCAACAUGGUCAUGUAGAGAUUAUUGCUAAUGACCAAGGGAAUCGUACUACUCCAUCUUAUGUUGCCUUUACUGAUACUGAACGUUUGAUUGGAGAUGCUGCUAUGGAUCAAGCUGCUUUUAAUCCUGCCAACACCAUUUUCAAUGCAAAACGAUUAAUUGGCAGGAAAAUCAGCAAUAGCCUUGUUCAGAGUUGUCCCUUCAAAGUCAUUGCUGGCAUGGACGAGAUACCCAUGAUUCAAGUCGAUGACAAGGGAAAGGAUAUACAGUUUUCAGCUGAGGAAAUCUCAUCCAUGGUUCUGAUUAAGAUGCGAGACACUGCCGAACCUUAUCUUGGUUCGAGCGUUAAGAAUGCUGUUAUUACAGUCCCUGCUUACUUCAACGAUUCUCAGCGUCAUGCUGCCAGGGAUGAUGGUACAAUUGCUGGUCUAAAUGUAGAGCGAAUCAUUAGUCAACCAACGACGGCUGCUUUUGCUUAUGCCGUCGAUCAGCGAGGAACAAAUAAUGAUGCGGAGAAUGUUCUUAUUUUUGAUCUUGGUGGUAGUUUUAAUGUCUCACUAUUCACAAUAGAAAGUAAUAUAUUUGAAGUCAAGGCUACAACUGGAGAUACACAUCUUGGAGGAGUGGAGUACGAUAAUCGUAUGUUAAAUCACUUCGUUCAAGAGUUCAAGAGGAAGCAUAACAAGGACGUUAGUGGGAACCCAAGGGCUCUGACGAGGUUGAGAACAUCAUGUGAGAAGGCAAAGAGGAUUCUCUCGUCUACUACCCAGACAACCAUUGCACUUGAUUCUUUGUAUGAAGGAAUCGAUUUUCAUAUGUCUAUUACUCGUGCUAAAUUCGAAGACGUGAACUUGGAUUUGUUCCUGAAAUGCAUGGAACAUGUUGAGAAGUGUUUGAGAGAUGCAGAAAUGGACAAGAGCUCUGUUCACCAAGUUGUCCUUGUCGGUGGAUCCACUAGAAUUCCCAAGAGCAUCAACCCUGAUGAGGCUGUUGCUUAUGGUGCUGCAGUGCAAGCUGCAAUUUUGAGUGCGGAUGAUGAGAAGAUUAAUGACUGGCUGUUGUUGGCUGCGACUCCUCAUUCUCUUGGAAUGGUUCCCACCAUGAAGGAGGGGAAAUUCACUAUGAUCUCCGACGAACAAAGGCAUGUGUCGAUUGCUGUGUAUGAGGGUGAAAGAGCCAGAAGCAGCGAGAAUAACCUUUUGGGUAAACUCACUUUGUCGGAAACUACUCCAGCACCAAAUGGUGUUCACGACAUUUCCGUGUGCUUCAGUAUUGACACAGAUGGUAUAUUAACUGUUUUUGCUGAGGACAAGUUAACAAAGAGCGAAAAUAAGGUUAAAUUUACAAUUGACAAGGGUAGGUUGUCGAAAGAUGAGAUUGAGAGUUUGGUUCUAGAAGCUGAGAAAUACCAGCAAGAAGAUCAAGAACACCAGAAGAAGGUAGAGUCAAGGAACUUAUUGGAGAACUACACAUACAACAUGAGGAAUACAAUCAAUAAUUCUGGAUGGAAGCUAGCAUUGGAUAAUAAGAAGAAGCUCGAGGAUGCAGUCAACGGUGCCAUUCAGUGGUUGGAUGAGAAUGAAUUAGCUGACGCAGAUGAUGUUAACGACAAGAGGAAGGAGUUGGAGAAUGUGUGCAUCCCCAUCAUAGGCAAGAUUUACCAGCAAGGUGGUGCUGCACCCAAAAUCGAGGAAGACAAGAGGAAGGAGUUGGAGAAUGUAUGCAACCCUAUGAUAGCCAAGAUUUACCAGCAAGGUGGUGCUGCACCCAAAAUUGAGGAAGUCGAUUAA